This is a messenger RNA of Dioscorea cayenensis subsp. rotundata (Guinea yam), 991 nucleotides long. RefSeq lists its product as uncharacterized. Bases 168 to 644 code for a protein of 158 amino acids. The transcript has 7 exons. NCBI's taxonomy places the organism in Eukaryota, Viridiplantae, Streptophyta, Magnoliopsida, Dioscoreales, Dioscoreaceae. The record is from RefSeq and is a predicted model, not a curated record.
CUUAUCUCUCUACAUCUCCGGCCGCCGCCGCCGCACGGAGCCUCUCCUGGCCGCUGCUGCUCUCUCCUCUCCAGUGCCCAAUCGCCGUCAUCUCCAACUCAUUGCGGCUCCCGAGCAUCGACCACUGGUGUGAGCUUGCUAAUUUUCUACUCAAGGGGUGGGUAGGUAUGGGGACGCGGGAGGUAUAUGAGGAGAAGCUCAGAAGUGGGAAUCUCCAUUAUGAUCCAACUAUCAAACCUGGGCUUGGCUCUGCACGGUGCCCCCGCUGCCUUUCGCUAGUCGAUCCCAACUCGGGAAGUGCGGGGUGGACAAUUACUUCAGUACUUCAUGAUGCAACUGCUGUGGCGGGGUCAGGAGCUGCUGCUAUGCUAAGUGCUGUUCAUGGUUUCAAUACAGGGAUUCCAUUAGUUCAGAAACAUGUGAAAGGACCCAAGUGGCUUCAAAUGCUAAUAGGGGUUCCUCCAUUGCUUGUCUUUUCUGGAGUUAGUGCUGCAUUUGGUGGUUAUGCUGUUCCGAAAUUUGCUCAGCUUUCAGUGACAUCUUAUUAUACUGCCUCAAACACAGCUCAGCGUGCGAUAUCACAAGUCACUAGAUACAUCGAAGACAAACAUUCUUGUCAUGCGUUGAAUGAAAAAUCAAGAUGAACUCAUUGUUGCUUCAUCCUUAACAAUCAGACACUGCAAGGGAAACAUUUCUCGCAGAUGCAUAGGAGUUGCAGGCCAUCUACUGAUCUUAAAUUCUAGUUGUUUGUUUGGUAUACUUUUUCAACAUCAUAGUAUACGUAGCUAUAUAUAUAUAUAUAUAUAUAUAUAUAUAUAUUGAAGAUACAACUACGUUCCAAAUCAAAUUUGAUAUGUAUUCAGGACUCCAAAAUAAAUGGGGUAGUGAGACCUCAAUAUUUCUGUGCAUUUUUUUUGUGGGACUUUAGAAGUUAGAUUAUGUGCUGCUUUGAGGAUUUUCUUGCAGGUAAUAAAAAUUUGUUUUGGUCAUG